AUGCCUAGGUCAAGCUUCUCGGAUAACCCAUUGUUACGGGUCUCGAGACCUGUAUCCGCGUGCUCGAGAUGUCGAGCUGCGAAAGUGAAGUGUGAUGGCAAGCUCCCAGCUUGCACGGCCUGCGAGAAGGCCGGUCGCGAGAAUGAGUGCUCUGCCGCAAACGACCAGUUCGCUCGUGGCAAGGAACGGAGCUAUGUGGCCGCACUCGAGCUGCGCAUCGAAAAGCUUGAGCGGCGACUGAAUUAUGCUCGCUCGCGGAAGGCCUCGGUGGCUAAUCACGAGCAGGACGGCCCGCUGUCCAGGGCACAGCCGCAGGACCGUAAAGACUCGCUCGCGAACAUCCGGGCAGCCAUACACCGAAAGGCUGAACGGAAACGAGAAAACUCGGAUGUCAACUCCUUGAUAUCCGACUUUGGCUACAUGUCCAUCAAUGCCACUACCCGCGACUUUGAGCCCACCCUCAGCAACAUGACCUUUGCUCGUCUUAUUCUUGCGGCCGUGAUCAAUGAUCCCUUGCCUGAGCCACAGUCCCAAAGCUUGCCAGAGAAGCAGGCCGCUCAUUCUAUCGUCCAGUACUACAUGGCCAACAUUUAUCCUCUGUUUCCACUAUUUCCUGGAACAGUGCUGCUGUCGGCACUUGAGGACAUGUACCAGCAAGAGCGCCACGUCAAUAGCGCAAGCAAGUGGCUUGUAUACAUGGUACUGGCGACAGGUUCCAUGGCUCAGUCGCGGAGCACCCAAGAUGACUUCUACAAGAACGGCGUAGACUUCGCGUCUCACGCCCUCCAACUAGCCGAUCGUGCUCUGCAGCCUGGCCAUGCCACUCAAAUACAAUCUCUCGCUGUCUUCACUCAGUACGCCAUGCUGGACCCAGCGCAUUUCGACAGCUGGCACUUGAUUGGAUUCACGUGCCGCGCCGUUGUCGAUCUGGGCUUCCACCAGGACCCGCCAAAUCAGAGCCAAGCCGACAGGGCGGCGCUCGAUAUGAGGCGCAGGACCUUUUAUUGCGUAUACGCGCUGGACAGGGCAAUCAGCAUGGUGCACGCCCGCGCAUUCUCUUUCAGCGACGAUGCCAUCAGGGUCGAUUUGCCGGCCAUGUCUGGCAUAGGUCGCAUAGCCUCCGUCGCCGGUACAAUAACAGGCCCGCAGUCGCAUGAUCCUGCCAUUCUGCUAUUCCAACUCCGCCGCAUCCAAUCGCAAUGGUACCAGACCUUGAUUCAGUCCGACCCCAGCCAGCCUAUCGAAGGUCACGACGGAGAUGUCACAUCUUUCAUCUGGCAGAUGUGCCAGGAUAUGCGCGAGUGGGAUGAGUCCCUUCCAGAUACGCUGCCCAUCGGCAUUCGGGAACUCUUUGAUCUGGAGUUGAAGUACAGCUAUGUCUACUGCUUGGCCCCGAGUGCUCGUGCGCCAGUUAUGACGGCUUACGGGCGAAUGUUGAUCUUUGAGUAUGCCAUUGCUUACCUUGAUCACAUCUAUGGCAUUGCGCAUGGAAGCCCAGACCCCAAUCCAUCUCUCUACACCUACCAUGAUGCGUUGAGGGUCUUCUUUAUGGGCAGUCAGUUCAUGGCAGUCCUACGAGACGCCGGUGACUCCAUUCUUGCAGGGGCAUCCGUCCCUAUGCCACUGGCUUUACCGGGAAGGGCGCCGCCACCACCCUUUCCCACACGGACCAGUAACGAUGACAACCUGACGAGAAGCAUUCGCUGCCUUGAACGAGUCAAGUUGACCCUACAGAAGUACGGCGAGAGGUGGACCAAUGCACAAAGCUUGAUGCAGAGUUUCAACACAAUCAGUGAAGAUCUCCUCGAGAGUCUCAAGACGAAACAGCAGCAGGGUUUCCAAUACGCUGUCGCUGCGCAAGCUCAGGCACAGGCUCAGGCACAGGCACAGGCUCAGGCUCAGGCACAGGCACAGGCACAGGCACAGGCACAGGCACAAGCCCAAGCCCAAGCCCAAGCCCAGGCCCAAGCCCAGGCCCAGGCACAAGCCCAGGCACAAGCCCAGAUGCACCACCAGCAUCAAUAUCAUCACUCUCCGCCUCCACGACAAUACCAACAGAUUCCAGGCACGAUGGCGGGAGCCAUGUCCGGUCAGAUGCCCCUGCCAGGGACAGGUCAAAUCCACCCUCAGAUGCAUCAUGGGCAGUACACCAUGUCAAUGCAACAGCAGCCGAUGUAUGUAACAACGAGCCCGCCGAUGCACCAAAUGCAGAUGCCUCCCCCUCCCCAAGGGCCGCCGAUGCAUCACAUCCCCCAGCGGGGGUCGCCUAAUCAGGACGUCAAGUGGGAAAACGUCGACAUCUCGCAGAUGAUGGGAGGAGGCGGCAUGUGA
Diaporthe citri is the source of this 2331-nucleotide messenger RNA. RefSeq lists its product as uncharacterized. The record is from RefSeq and is a predicted model, not a curated record. Bases 1 to 2331 code for a protein of 776 amino acids. Gene Ontology annotation, molecular function: sequence-specific DNA binding; zinc ion binding; DNA-binding transcription factor activity, RNA polymerase II-specific. The transcript has 6 exons. Gene Ontology annotation, biological process: DNA-templated transcription; positive regulation of transcription by RNA polymerase II. Lineage: Eukaryota; Fungi; Ascomycota; Sordariomycetes; Diaporthales; Diaporthaceae.